Messenger RNA from Rhinolophus ferrumequinum (greater horseshoe bat), 6390 nucleotides. Its product is annotated as mitochondrial ornithine transporter 2-like. The record is from RefSeq and is a predicted model, not a curated record. Lineage: Eukaryota; Metazoa; Chordata; Mammalia; Chiroptera; Rhinolophidae. Gene Ontology annotation, molecular function: L-ornithine transmembrane transporter activity. The transcript has 2 exons. Gene Ontology annotation, biological process: mitochondrial L-ornithine transmembrane transport. The coding region runs from base 3119 to 4024 and encodes 301 amino acids.
UAUAGCUGCUCACUUAGGUGGUUCCAUUUUAAAUUUGCUAUUACGCAGAAUACUGCAAUAAACAUUCAUGUUAACAUGGCCUCUGUUUUGCAUCGUAUCUGUAGAUUAGGUAAAUGGGAUUUUUAUAGUAUUCAGUUUUAAAUGUCAUAAAGCCUGACAUUUCGAAUUUAGAGAUCAAAUGUUUAUUUGUAAAUGGGAUUUUUAUAGUAUUCAGUUUUAAAUGUCAUAAAGCCUGACAUUUCAAAUUUAGAGAUCAAAUGUUUAUUUGAGAUGAAAAUAUAGACAAUUGUAACAAUUCAUGUCACUGAAGGACUGUCUUGAACUCAGUUUUUCUCUUUUUAUCAUCCAGUAAAAAUUCUAUGUGAAAACAGACCCGGAAGACUGCUCAUCACACAGCAGCCAUAAUUGCCUUCUUUCUAUACUUCAAAUGCCAAGCUCUUUUCCACCACAGAGCUUUAUCACUUAUAGUUCUUUUCCUGGAAUAGUCUCCAGAUAUUUUCGUGGCUAGCUUUUUGUCAUUAAGGACUCAAACCUCACUUUUUCCAGUAUCCUAUCUGGCCACUCAAUCUAAUUGUGAGAGAGAAUGUGAUUUGGGUGUUUUCAUCUUGUCAAGGAUCUUCACUGAAAAGUUGAAAGUCCCUUCGCAGUUAUUUUCUGGUAUGUAUGUUUGGAAGUACAUGUGCUUAAAUUUAAAACAAACAUCAUUUUGGUUCAUUAGAAUCAGGAAAAAAAUAGUAUCAAGACUUCCUGUCGUCUUGGGCACUGUUUAAUAUAUGCUGGGGUCUGUUCUCUCCAAGUCUAGUUAAGUAUAUUUUAUAGAACUUGAUUUCUAUCUCAACUAUGCAACUAUGCUUAACAAUUCAGUGAAGGUACCAUUUCCCUAUUAAUGCCCUAGUGGUCCCUGCCCUUGAUUAUUAAUUUGGUUUAUCCAAAACAUCUAUGUGAACUUAAUGCAAAAGCAGUUGGUGAUUUAUUGCAGUAUCCUGCAUCUCUUGUUUGUAAAAACUCUGUUUUUUUAAAAAAAACAACGAACCAGAUGUAAUUAAUUGACAAUCAGUGGUCAUUAAAAUACUGAAUGUACUUCUAGAUAACUUGAUAGGGCCUCCACAACAAGUAUUAAAAAUAUGCUUUUUUUUUCCUCGACUUUCCUGAGGGUGAUUUCAAAACAUUGUUUAAAUCCCUUAAAUAUGUGAAGAAUUCAAAACUCUUUUUCUAGAUUAAGAUGGCAGAUUGUUUUCACAUAUCUUUUCUCUAUCAAAAAGCCUGGUAAAAUAACAGUAACCCCCAAGGACAAAGAGUGAAAAAAGACAAACAGUGAAUAACAGAAACAGAAGGCCAAAGCAGAUGAAAUGAUAAUUCAGAGAUCAGAGAAAGUUACAUGCUAAAUGUCUACAAGAGGUUUUACCAAAGAGACAAAUCCACUUGAUAAAGAACCUGUGAGAGGCUCAAUUUUUGCAGGCAGAAGUUUCCAAGGAAGGGGGAGAAGGUGUGGGGCUGGUAACAUGAGAUUAAAGUCUGUUCAGAACUGUUGGAUGUGUAGGAUCCCUAUCGUACCCUAAGAAUCCAGAUGACCUUUCCCCAGCUCACAGAUGGAAAGUUUAUUUUCUAGGUAAAUUGAACCAAAGAAGUCUCAAACUCAGAGAAAGCAAGCACAGAUGAAGGCUGGCGUGUAUAGCAUCAAACAAGGGCAUUAUAUGCAAACAAUAUCCUUUACUGCAGUAGUACCACCCUCUUCCCCCACCUUGGUCUCAUUAAAUCAAUAUCCAAGGCAUACACCCCACACAUGCAAUCAUGAUUGGAAAAUUAUUCUCUGAAAAAACCACGUGGUUCCAGAGGAACAAAAUCCAAUACUGACAUCUGGGCAUGGUCCAAGAAAAGGCCAGGUCACUAGUACAAAGAAGUCUACCUGCUGACAAACUAUCCCAUGCACAAUUUUGCUUUUCAGUGCCUCACUUUUCAAUAUUGACAGCCAAAGAUAAUCAGACAAGGAAAGCUUUCUGGAUGAAAGAAAAUAAUUUCAGCAAACUUUAUGCCCGUUCCCCCAAAGUAAGUAAAAUCCCAACUAGGCCUUAGAAUAUAAGCCUUAAGAGAAUUAGUACUAACUCUGGGAUAGGAGCAUCUGGGUGGAGAAAAGUGUCCUAACAGUGGUACCCUCACUGAUGUCCAAACCGUAUCUUGCCUUGGAAGUUAGGUGUGUUGUAUUUAUAUCCCGAACUUACGUUGCUGCUGCAUAAAACUCUGGCUCCUCAAGAACUUCGAAACUUAACAACUAUAGACCGCUGGAGUCACACAGCCCUUUACUAUCAAGUUUCUUAGCAAUAUAUAAGUAUCUGCUUCCCGAGCCGAUUAUAAAUACCGUGUCCUACCUCUAGAAAUGAAGGACUCGUUCCGCCAGCUCUUAGGGAUCCAGUCCCACAUCCUCGGUGAUGUUGCCACGAAAGUCUGUCUCCAGCUCCGCAGGCAGGGAGUAGUGGAUCUGCCCGCCCCAGACGCCCCCAGCGCCUCCAGGCCUGUGAGGAGCAGGCCCCUCUGCAGAGCCACCAUUCCCUUCCCAGAGACGUUUAAGGGUUUUCUGAUCAAAAGCAGCCACCGAUUGUCAUGUAAAACGCCCCCAGUAGUUUGUUUAUCUUCCCUAUUUAAACCUCUGUGUAGCUUGAUCCUUUGCUCCAGGCUCCACAAACUUGGGAGCAGCUCCCAUUUUGCUUCUCCCAAGAAGACCUGGGGGAGGCGGGCGUCUGGGCAAACAGAAAAACGUCUCUUUCCCCGCCGAGUGAAGAACGGCGCCCAGAGUCUCCGUCCUUGCAAGAAUUUAUCUAAUAGCUUUCAGUUGCUAGAUUCAUUCACAGUGUUGACGUAUUUCGUCCGCGUCCCUGGCGCGCGGGCGUUGGGAUGGGCGGGCCUCGCCCGCCGUGCACUCGGGAGAACCGCGCGCGAGCCGCGGCGGUGGCGGGGCGGGGGUUACUUCAGGGCGCGGGGAGGGCGGCCCCGCGGCCUAGCGUUGGGUGAAGCGGCUCCUCCCGCCGUUAAGUGAGAGCCGAGAAUAGGCGGCCGGACAAGGGGCACCCGUCCGCGGCUCCAGAGUCGCCUUCCACGGAGACCAGCGGACCAGUGGGCGAACAUGAAGUCCAACCCUGUCAUCCAAGCCGCCAUCGACCUCACCGCGGGGGCUCUCGGGGGCACCGUGUGUGUCCUGACCGGGCAGCCCUUAGAUACAGUGAAAGUGAAGAUGCAGACGUUUCCCGGCCUGUACAAAGACGUCACCGACUGCUGCCUGAAGACGUACUCCCAAGUGGGCUUGCGCGGCUUCUACAAGGGGACGGGCCCGGCGCUGAUGGCCUACGUCGCUGAGAACUCUGUCCUCUUCAUGUCCUACGGCUUCUGCCAACAGUUUGUGAGGAAAGUGGUGGGACUGGACAAGCAGGCAAGGCUGAGUGAUCUGCAAAGUGCAGCCGCCGGUUCCUUGGCCUCUGCGUUUGCUUCGCUGACUCUGUGUCCCACUGAGCUUGUUAAGUGUCGGCUACAGACCAUGUACGAAAUGGAGGUGUCAGGGAAGAUAGUCAAAAGCCACAAUACAGUUUGGUCAGUCGUGAGGGGUAUACUUAGGAAGGAUGGCCCCUGGGGCUUCUACCGCGGACUCUCGAGCACUCUAGCUCAAGAAGUACCGGGUUAUUUCUUCUUCUUUGGUGGCUAUGAAGUGAGCCGAUCGUUUUUUGCCUCGGGGAGAUCAAAAGAUGAACUAGGCCCUGUCCCUUUGAUGUUAAGUGGUGGAAUUGCUGGGAUUUGCCUUUGGCUUGUCAUAUACCCAGUGGAUUGUAUCAAAUCCAGAAUUCAGGUUCUUUCCAUGUCUGGAAAACAGGCAAGAUUUAUCAGAACUCUUUUAAGUGUUGUGGAAAGGGAAGGAAUAGCAGCCUUAUAUUCUGGACUGACAGCUUCCAUGAUUCGAGCGUUCCCUGCAAAUGGGUCACUGGUGUUCACUUAUGAAUACAGCAGGAAGAUGAUGAUGAGCCAGUUUGAAGCAUACUGAAGUGUCGUGUUGAACUCGGAUCCAAGCACACAUCUUUGAGGACUAUAGUCUAUCUCAGGGUUUCAUGGAGUACUGGACUGAUGUGGAGUUCUUUUUUACUUCAUGGGAAUAUUGUUUUUGUCUUCUACCUGAAAUCUUAAACUUUAUGGAAGAAACUCUAUUUUUUCAUUAUAUAAUUUCUGCCCAUCAUUGUAUUGAUAUAGAAAACUUGCUGCUUUUGUAUUUGGUGGGAUAUACAGAGUAAAGGAGCGGCCCUAUCUACCUAAUCUGAAAGGCUAUAAUAUAGUUAUGUCUUGGCUCUUGCAUAAACCUGUACUUGUACGCACUGUUUGGUUGGUUAUGUUUGUGAGUGAAACACAGUUUGGUUGCAUGUUUAAUUUCAUGUCACCAGAAAAAAAUGAAUUAACUGUUUCAUGAAGAUGGUUAUAAUUGUUGAACCCAUUCAAGAUGUAGGUUCUCUUUAAAACUGUGCACUGUAGUAGGCAAUUAUUUUUUUUAAGAAAAGUUUUUGUGUGGUAGUUGAAAACCAAAAUACUGAUCUAGAUUUUAAAGAAGAGAAUAUACCUGCAUAUUAAUGUGUCUUCCACAUUCUUGAGUUAAAGUUUCAGAGUUGGCAUUCCGGAUUUUUCUGAGAUGCUGUUCUCUUAGAAUAGGAUCACUCAUUUUCAAAGUGGGAUCACAUUACACACUCUAAGUUAGGUGUGGCCUAAUGCAUCAGACCCGGUGAGGUAACGCCUUCAUCUGUACCAACUUCCCUUUUUCUCCCAAAGAGUUUCCCAUCUGCUGGGCUUCAGGUUGAGGAAGUGAUGAAGAGGAAGGGGCUGCAUUGCCAUGGAUUGAUGAAGACCCAUAUAGCUGCCAACAGUUGUUAGCUCGAAUCUCUGGGUCCUGGCGUGGAUAGGAUUCCAAGCCCCCAACGUGAUGGUGUUAGGAGGUGCGGCCUUUGGGAGGUAAGCAGGUCUGGAUGACAUUGUGAGGAUGGAGCUCCAUGAUGAGGUUAAUGCCUUAAUGAAAAGGGGAACAAACACCAGAGCUGCUUCUCUCAGCCUUGUGAGGAUACAGUGAGAACCCAGCAGUUGGCAAGCCAGGAAGUAGGCCCUCAUCAAGAACCCGAUCUGCUGCCACCUUGAUCUCGGACUUCUCAGCCUCCACAAUUGUGAGAAAUAAAUGUUAAUUUAAGCCACCAGUCUAUGGUAUUUUGUUAGAGUAGCCUGAACAGACUGAGACAAUCUGAGUUGCCAUCUUUUUAAUAAUAUUCAAAUGUUCCACAUAUAUGUAAGUCUAUUUUUGACCUCUCUAAUCUAUUAUUAUACAUUUGCCAAAUUUUUUGUCUUUGCACCAAUACCAAACUAUCUUGAUUGAUUGAUAGAGCUUUAUAACAAGUCUUAAUAAUUAGUAGGGCAAGUUUUUCCUUUCUGCUCUUUUUUUCUUAAGAAGUUUCUUAGCUAUUAUUGACAUUUUAUUUUUUCAUAUGAAUUUUGAAGUAAUGUUAAAAUACUGUUGUAAUGUUCAAAGUAACGUUGUCUUGGAGGAGAAGAGAAUUGAUAACUUUAAAAUAUUGAAUCUUCUAAUUCAUGAGCAUCAUAUGUUUCUCUAUUUAUGUAAGUUAUCUUACUAUAUCUUUAUAAAGUCAUAUAAAGUCCCCAUAGAGGUCUUACACUUAUUUUGACUUAUUACUACCUACUUGAUUUUUUUAUGAUUGUAAAUUGUACCUUUAUUUAAAAUGUUAAUUUUUGUUUGUUGCUAGUUUAUAAAAUAAAAUUAUUUUAUCUUGAUUUUUCAAAUUCUGCAAACUUACUAACUUUUUAAAAAUUAUAAUAUUUUAUUUGUAGUUACUUUUGGAUUUUCUGUGCAUUCCUUAAUAUCAUCUGCAAAUAAUAACAAAUUUGUUUCUUCCUCUGAAACAUACAUAACUUGUAUUUCUUUCCCUUAUCAUGCUGGCCAAAACCUCCAGUACAGUAUCAUAUAGAUGUAAUAGUGGGCAUUUGUUUUUGAUCUCAAAGGAAACUUUUAACAUUUCACAAUUUAUAUUUUGCUGUAAGUAUUUUUACAUCAUUUAAAGAUUAAGGAAGUUUCCUUCUAUUCCUAGUAUGGGAUUUCUCUCCCCAUGCCCCCCGCCCAUAAUAAACAGAAUUUAAACAAAUGCCUUUUCUGUGUCUAUAAAGAUAAUUGUGUGAUUUUUCUCCUUUAUGUCAUUGAGUGAUUUUGGCUUUUAACUUUCCUUUCUUGAUAUCAGGGUUAUGCUAAACAAAUAACAUUUUUAAGGAGUGUUCUCCUUUUUCUCUAGUCUAUGGAAGUGUUAAUAUAAGAUUGGAAUUAUUUCUUCCUUGAAUUUUUGGUAGUACUCAUGACCAGAUGGGUCUGAA